CUACACAAACCUUCAGCUGGUGACGAAGGGAAGGACAGGGCUGACGGCUGACGACUGAUUUUGCAGCAGGAAAUGUAACCCAACCAGAUAAAAAAAAAAUGGCCCACUGGUUUCACAGGAACCUUUUUAAAGCGACAACCGUGGAGAAUUUUGAUUUGAAAAUGGUCGCCCUCGACACGGAGGCGCUGAAAAUCUGCGGUGAUUUGAAGCAGUGUCGAAAACGGCUGCUUGAAUUGAUCCCCGACGCAAAUCACUCAGGCGAGACGAUUGAUUCAAUCUUCAACAGCUACCUGAGCCUUGCGCAGGGAUUCCUUAAAUCUUUUGAUGGCGACAGCAGGGCCAGCAAAAUGCGUCACAGCAUUAUCUUUAAGUGGACCCACACCCUUCUGGGCAGCAAACCUUAUGCGGAGCAAGACUUUUUGUAUGAAGUGGCUAACAUAACGAUGAACAUUGGAAUCUGGUAUAUGAAACAUGCCUCAAUGAUUGCAGGAAAAGAUGACAUCACAAUGGACGAAGCCAAGGAAGUGCACACGAGUAUGCGGAAAGCGGCUGGUGCCUUCCAAUUUGUUACCCAAGAGCUGAUUCCUGACCUUGUGAGCCACGGGGAGCCCGGAAUGGACACCGACCCAAGGGUUGCAGGAGCGUAUUUGGCACAGUGCACUGCCGAGGCACAAGAAGUGACCGUGGCUAGAGCAAUGGAAUUAAAACACAAUGCGGCUCUCAUUUCUGCCUUGUCCAAUGAGACAGCAAAAUUGUUCCUUGAGGCAGACAACCUGCUGAAUACUCUUAACCCAAAAGUUGUUGGUCAGUGGAAGACCUACAUGCAAAUUAAGGCAGCGUUCUACACAGCUUAUGCAUACAUGUACUGCGGGGAAAAUUGCUUGACUUUGGAAAAAGGCGGUGAUGCAGUUAGGGCUUGCCAAGAAAGCAAAAAAUAUUAUGACAAAGCAUUGACCCUUUCUAAAGAGUAUUCCAAAAUGAAAGGCCCUGCCAAAAUUGCUAAACCCGAGCAGCAUCUGUUCUUUAGAAAGCUACUUCCGAUGAUUCAAAGAGCUCUGGAAAAAUGUGAACGAGAAAAUGGAUUUAUUUAUCACCAGAAAGUGCCGUACGACCCUCCCCAGCUUGAGAUGAAAGCAACUUAUGGUCUUGCGAAGCCAGAGCCAGUCACUAUGCCUGCACCUAGUCCACUUUGGAAUCCUGCCUCAUACGCAGCUUUCGACACAGCGAUGGCUUCGGCUAGGGAUCCAAAAUUGAAAGGAAAGUCUGAAGGUGAACUUCCAGAAGUCAAGGAGGCCAGUGUGCACCAGUCUGGAGUUGACCCAAAGAACGAGAGUGGAUGCUUCAUCCAGUAAUAUGAAGAAUAGAAAAAAAUAUUUGUAGAGAUAUUUUAUGAAAACAGUGUGACACUUUUAGCUUGGCUUUAUAACACAGUACAAAAUUGUCGCUAUGGCUUUCCAUAGGCAAUCUUGUCCAUUUAACUGACAACUUUUAUUAUAAGUAUAUUAUUGGACAAUAAUUUAUAGUCUUCUUUUGAAACGCAAAGUAUUAUUAAGCUUUUUCCAUUCCCUUGAAUCAAACUAUUUGAAAUGUAAAAUUCUGUAAAAUAUAGUGUAUCAAAGUAAAAUAUUUUGCGAUGUUUUGGUUCCUAUUAUUCAUUAUAUUAAACUACUCUUUUUCACUUUUUUCAUUAAUAUUUUAGCCAUCUAUCAAGACAAUUGAUGCACCUAAUUGUACGGCAUAGUCUUGAAUAAAACAGUGAACUAAGCAAAU
Molecule: messenger RNA, 1770 nt
Organism: Neocloeon triangulifer
Lineage: Eukaryota; Metazoa; Arthropoda; Insecta; Ephemeroptera; Baetidae
Product: BRO1 domain-containing protein BROX-like
Exons: 9
Coding region: 99-1352 (417 amino acids)
Source: RefSeq, a predicted model, not a curated record